GGCGGAAGUGACCCCCGCGACCGGAAGUCCUGUUCCGAGAGGAGGCUGAGGACCCCGGAGAGGCCGAGGCGGGCGCUGGUAGACAUUUCCCAUGGAUGAGCUGGUGCAUGACUUGGCCUCGGCCUUGGAGCAGACCUCAGAACAAAACAAGCUGGAUGAGCUGUGGGAAGAGAUGGCCCUGAGCCCACGGCAGCAGCGGCGGCAGCUUCGCAAGAGGAGGGGUCGUAAGCGGCGCUCAGACUUCACGCACCAGGCGGAGCAUGCCUGCUGCUACAGUGAGGCUUCGGAAUCAAGCUUGGAUGAAGCCAUGAAGGACUGUCGUGAGGUGUUGACUGCCAACUUCAGUGACUCAGAUGACAUGGCUGUGGCCAAACGCCACCCAGCUCUGAGUGCCACCCUAAAGAGCAAGCAGCAUUCUUGGCAUGAGUCGGACUCCUUCACGGAAAAUGGACCCUGCCGACCCCUCAGGCGUCGCCGGAAGGUGAAACGUGUGACCUCAGAGGUAGCUGCUAGCCUCCAGCAGAAACUCAAGGUGUCAGAGUGGAACUAUGAGAGAGGCUAUAGGUUCAAGUCAGCCAAGAAGCAGCGUCUGUCACGCUGGAAGGAGAAUGCCCCUUGGACUUCAUCCAAUCAUGGCCUGUGUGAGUCAGUAGAGAACAGGCCCUUCCUAAGUAAAGGCGGGAGGAAGGAGAGGAUGGAGUGUGAAGCGGAUGAACAAAAACAGGGUUCUGAUGAAAACAUGUCUGAAUGUGAAACCAGCAGCGUAUGCAGCAGCAGUGACACUGGCCUCUUCACCAAUGACGAAAGCCGUCAAGGGGAUGAUGAGCAGAGUGAUUGGUUCUAUGAGGGAGAAUGUGUCCCAGGAUUCACCGUCCCCAACCUACUGCCCAAGUGGGGAGCAGAUCACCGGUCUGAGGUGGAGCGAAUGGACUCUGGCCUGGAAAAACUCUCCGACUCUACGUUCCUUUUGCCCUCCCGGCCUGCUCAGAGGGGGUUUCAUGCUCGUCUGAACCGCCUUCCAGGAGCUGCUGCCCGCUGUCUCAGAAAGGGACGUAGGAGACUCGUUGGCAAGGAGACCAGCUUGAGCACUCUGGGCAGUGAGAGGAUGGGUCACAUCGUUAGUGACCCACGUCAAAAAGAAAAGAACAAAGUGCUGGCUUCCGAUUUCCACCACAUUGUGGCCUGUGCACAUGAGUUCAAUCCGUUAUCUCCUUUGUACUCUCUGGAUGUUCUUGCUGAUGCCUCCCACAGAAGAUGCUCACCAGCACACUGCACUGCCAGACAGACAAAUAUACACCUGGGACCGCCCUGCUCAAGGGAUAUCAAGAGGAAACGAAAGCCAGCAGCAGCUGCAGCCUCUCUUUCCAGCCCUACUUCAGCAGCUUUACCUGUCCACAUGGAUGCAGCAGACUCAUCCCUGCCAGCGACACAGUCCCAGAGGUGCCAGAGCUCUGACUGGACGGGCAGAACCCAGGCAACAGAGAAAUCCACUGCUGCUGCCCCAGCUAACUUCUUUAAAACACCACAAGAGAAGGGCUCUGGAUACAGCUAGAUGGAGGUGUCUCUACUCGGAGCUGGUUGCGUUUAUGAAAUGUUGGACUUCGAAGUACAUCAGCACUGAACGUCUCAUUUGGCAAUAACCAUCUCAUCAGUGUUGGUGCGUGAUGCUCACCGUCCUCCAGCUGUGUGCCCCACACAUCCCCAGAUCAUGUUUGUGAAUCUGUGUAAAAAGUAACUGGUGAUGUUGGGGCUGCAGCUUUUUUAAAGCAUUCCUGCUAUUGCUGUGAGUACUUAUUACACACGCAUCUCCUGUCCCAGCACCUGUUGUUAUCUGCUGGGAUGUGUACAGAGCCUUGUGGUUUUGCAGGUGUUGGUCUUUGUUAUGAAGCUGGUCACCACUUGGGCAUAUUGUUUGUUGCAAAGGGUUGAAUAUAACAGGAAAAAGUCCUACUGCGGCUAUGCAGAGGCAAGAAUCUGUCUUUGGCAAGCAUAAGGACAGAAACAAAGGCCAGCUUAGGAUUCCUGGUCAGGAGAGGAGGAGGGGAACAGCAAGUGCAAACAAGGUUUGAAAUGUGGGACUUGAAUUCUGUAUUAGCAAAACACCUAUAGGCCUCUCACUGAGGGACUUGGCAGUCAAGAUGUUGUUUCUAAUGAAACAAAUGUGGUGCUGGUCCUGUCAGGAAUUGCCAGCGGCUCACUAUCAGCAUGGUCCUUCAGCGCUUUUUGUCCUUCCUUGUUUGGAGUGUCUUUAGUCUUGCCCUGUGAAUUGCAGUAUUCUUUCCUUAUUCCUCAUCCUCUCCAUUUAUGCUGCUGGACAAGGGGUGGCAGAACCAAUUAGACAAAAAUGUGCAGACUGGAGUUAUGAGAGGAAGCUUGGAUCAAGUUGCCCUAAAAUAUCCUCUGAGAAGUCUUCAUUGGGGAGAUGACAGAGAGGAAAUAUUGGAAUACGGUCCAUGGGCAUCCAGCUUCAGAAGCUACUGUAAGCAAUCCCGAGGACACUUGAAGUUAAAGUCCAUGUUCCACUGUGUACUAAAAGUUAUAUAGAGUAUUAUCUGAGUUCAAAGCACUCUCUAAAGAUUGAACCACUUCCCCUGUCUCACAUUCUUCCUAUCUUCCUCAAAGCUUAGUGUUCUGAAGUAUAUAUAAGUGGGGUUCCCCUCUAUCUCCAGAGUAUACAUGGAAGGGGUCUCCCUCUAUCACUGAUUGUACUCUGCUCUGUAGUAUAUAUGGGAGGGUGUCCCUGGAUUUCCAGUUGUACUCUGCUCUGUGGUAUGUAUAGGAAGGGUUUGCCUUCUCCACCUUUCCUUGCAUCCCUGAUGGCAUUUACUCUGCAGUAUAUUGGAGAGGGUUCUUUUCUCCCCACAACCCUUUCCCUUUAUCCCUGAUUGCUCUUCAGUUUGCAGUAUUGA
Molecule: messenger RNA, 2909 nt
Organism: Trachemys scripta elegans
Lineage: Eukaryota; Metazoa; Chordata; Testudines; Emydidae
Gene: GPATCH2L
Product: G-patch domain containing 2 like
Exons: 10
Coding region: 92-1552 (486 amino acids)
Source: RefSeq, a predicted model, not a curated record